GCCCAAAAUUAGUUAAGGCCCAAAUUGAAACUAGGGUUUUUAGUUAUUUUCAUCACUACAAGGAGGGGAGCAGAGUGAAGGGGAGUAAGGUCGGCUUAAGCUCUCAGCAAUCAUGGGUAUCUCAAGAGAUUCUAUGCACAAGAGACGUGCCACUGGUGGCAAGCAGAAAACUUGGAGGAAGAAGCGAAAGUACGAGCUUGGACGUCAACCAGCUAAUACCAAGAUUUCCAGUAACAAGACAGUCAGACGAAUUCGUGUGCGUGGUGGUAAUGUGAAGUGGAGGGCACUGAGGUUGGAUACUGGAAACUAUUCAUGGGGUAGUGAGGCAGUCACACGCAAGACUCGUAUCCUUGAUGUGGUUUACAAUGCCUCGAACAAUGAGCUUGUCCGUACACAAACUCUUGUGAAGAGUGCAAUUGUUCAAGUUGAUGCAGCACCAUUUAAACAGUGGUACCUCCAGCACUAUGGUAUUGACAUUGGUAGGAAAAAGAAGGGGGCCGCUAAGAAGGAAACUACAACCGAGGAGGGAGAUGCUGCUGAGGAAGCUAAGAAGAGCAACCAUGUAGUCCGGAAAAUUGAGAAACGUCAGAAGGAUCGUACACUUGAUAGUCACCUUGAAGAGCAAUUCAGCUCUGGUAGGCUAUAUGCCUGCAUCUCAUCCCGCCCUGGUCAAUGUGGCCGAGCUGAUGGGUACAUUUUGGAAGGGAAAGAGUUGGAAUUCUAUAUGAAGAAACUUCAAAAGAAGAAAGGCAAGGCAUCUGGUGCUUCUGCUUAAGUGAUUCUUUCGGUAUGUCCAGACUAGUUUGUGUUAAUCAAGCUUCAAUUUUUGAGAGUUUGUAUACACUACCUUUUACCAUAAGUUCAGAGUGAUGACUGGUCUUCAUUAUUAGCAUUUUUUUGUAGUUUGAAAUUUUACUGCAGUUUUGUCCUACAUUUCAGCGUGUAGUCAUAUAUAAUCACAGGCAGAAAAUACUAUAUUAUAUGGAUUUUAAAUUUACCAUUUUGAAGAAGCUUGGCCAGUUAACAAGUA
This is a messenger RNA of Solanum pennellii, 1030 nucleotides long. Its product is annotated as 40S ribosomal protein S8-2. Gene Ontology annotation, biological process: maturation of SSU-rRNA from tricistronic rRNA transcript (SSU-rRNA, 5.8S rRNA, LSU-rRNA); translation. Lineage: Eukaryota; Viridiplantae; Streptophyta; Magnoliopsida; Solanales; Solanaceae. Gene Ontology annotation, cellular component: ribosome; cytosolic small ribosomal subunit. Gene Ontology annotation, molecular function: structural constituent of ribosome. The record is from RefSeq and is a predicted model, not a curated record. The coding region runs from base 113 to 775 and encodes 220 amino acids. The transcript has 5 exons.